Molecule: messenger RNA, 790 nt
Organism: Lactuca sativa (garden lettuce)
Lineage: Eukaryota; Viridiplantae; Streptophyta; Magnoliopsida; Asterales; Asteraceae
Product: transmembrane 50A-like protein
Source: RefSeq, a predicted model, not a curated record
UGCUGAAGUGCUUAUCUGCUAGUAAAAUUACAGCGCAGCAAGAAAAUCAUUGAUCGAUUAUAAUCGUCAGCUAAUCAUAAGCCUUUUCAACAAUUUCAUCCCUUGUUUUCCAUCGCAGAAAGCUGACGUAGCACGCAUCUCCUGUACCCAACGAGCCCGACCCACGGGGAGAUAGCGUUCGAAUCGAUCAAUGGAUUUGUCUGAAUUGUGGGCAAUAUUUGGUCCAGGCUUUGCCGGCGCCGUUUUUGGAGCCGGCUGGUGGUUUUGGGUCGACGCCGUCGUUUGCAGUUCUGUGCAAGUCUCGUUUCUCCACUACCUACCUGGAAUAUUUGCAUCUUUGGCUGCGUUGAUGUUUAAUUGUGUUAGAAGAGAGGACAUCGACUACUCUCCCUAUGAAGAAGGUGAAUGGAGGUUGAAGCUUUGGCUUUUCCUAGCAUAUGUUGUGUCAUUUGUGUCCUUGGCAGCGUCGGUAGGCUUGUUGAUACAAGAUGCACUUGUGCCCGAAGGUCCUUCUGCUUGGACAGGAACUGCAGGUGUUUUGCAAUGUGUGCUUGUCUUAAUUAGUGGGCUUGUUUAUUGGACAUCUCACUCCGAGUAAGAGGAGGAAUGAGUGAAGGGAAACAUUUGUGGUUUUGCGUGUUAAAAUGUUCUUGCUCUUGUAUAUGUAUGUGGCACUGUUGAUGAUCCAAGCAACAGAUACAUAGUAAAACACAGUGUUUAAAGUGAGUGAUUGACCGAAUUAUUUUACACUUGUUUAUAUGACCUUCCUUACCUUUUUGGUUAUCGUUUA